AUGAUACUGUUAAUAACAAAUUUACAAAAUAAAACUCAAGCCACUUCUGAUUAUCCCUCUUUUAAUAAGAUGUUGAAGAAUAUUAUAAAAUAUAAUUCAUCAUCAUCAGCAGCAUCAUCAAUAUUACAAUCUAGUUUAUAUCGAUCUAACAACAGUUGUAUUGGGCUGUUAACACCAAAGAGAUACUACCAAUGGCCACAGACAAUCAAAGAGAUAAAGUCGGCUAACGAGGAGAAAUCAUCGAUAAAGACAAGAGGUUGGGUAAAGAGUUUUCGUGCACAGAAAACGAUUGGUUUUGUAGAGCUGAGCGAUGGAUCUACUGUGCAAGGCUUGCAGGUAAUUGGUGAUCCAGCGCAGCUCACGGGAAUCACCAACGGUUGUUGCGUCGAAGUCUCGGGAUCACUGACUCGCAGUCCUGGAAAGAGUCAGCAAUUGGAGCUGAAGCUUGACCAGCCUGCACGUGUCAUCGGUGCCAGUCCAGAGGACUACCCACUGCAGCCAAAACACCACUCCUUUGAAUUUCUCAGAGAGAUUGCUCACAUUCGUCCGCGAUCCAACACACUCGGUUCGAUGAUUCGCGUUAGAAAUCAAGCGUCAAACUUGAUUAAUCAAUAUUUCCAGGAACGUCAAUUCCAAUUGGUUCACACACCCAUCAUCACAGCCUCCGAUUGUGAAGGUGGUGGUGAACAAUUUCAAGUAACAGUUCCAUCAAAUCAACAACAACAACAACAACAAAAACAACAGCAACAACAACAAUCAUCACAUUUCUUUGGUGAACCAGCAUUCUUGACGGUAUCUGGACAAUUGGAAGCAGAGAUAUUUGCAUCUUCACACGGUCGUGUCUAUACAUUCGGACCAACAUUUAGAGCAGAGAAAUCCAACACAACAAGACAUCUCUCUGAGUUUUGGAUGGUUGAACCAGAGAUGGCAUUCAUUAAUCUCAAUGAUAACCUUUCAAUUGCAGAGGAUUUCAUUAAGUACACUGUUAAGAAUAUACUUGAGAAAUGUCCAGAGGAAUUAGAAUUCUUUAACAAGAGAAUUGAUACAAAACUCUUUGAAAGAUUAAAUUGUACACUUAAUAAUGAAUUCAUAAGAUUACCAUACACAGAUGCAGUAAAGAUAUUAAACAACUCUUUUUCAUCAAAGAUAAAAUGGGGAGACGAUCUUCAGAGAGAGGAUGAAAAGAACUUGAUCACUCAUUUCAAUGGUGUACCAGUAUUUGUCAUCGAUUGGCCAAAACAAAUCAAACCAUUCUAUACACGUGAGAAUGACGAUCAAACAACAGUAUCCAACAUGGAUCUAUUGGUACCGGAAGUAGGUGAACUCAUUGGUGGUAGUAUAAGAGAAGAAAGAUAUGAAAAAUUGGUUCAACGAAUUAAAGAAUUGAAAAUGGAUGAGAAUUCAUACUCUUGGUAUUUGGAUUUAAGAAAGUAUGGAUCCGCUCCACACGGUGGAUUUGGUCUUGGCUUUGAGAGAUUCCUGCAAUAUGUAACCGGUUUACAAAAUAUCAGAGAUGUCAUUCCAAUACCAAGACAUCAGAACUAUUGUAAAUUUUAA
Molecule: messenger RNA, 1557 nt
Organism: Heterostelium album PN500
Lineage: Eukaryota; Evosea; Eumycetozoa; Acytosteliales; Acytosteliaceae
Gene: asnS2
Product: asparagine--tRNA ligase
Exons: 4
Coding region: 1-1557 (518 amino acids)
Biological process (GO): asparaginyl-tRNA aminoacylation
Cellular component (GO): mitochondrion
Molecular function (GO): ATP binding; nucleic acid binding; asparagine-tRNA ligase activity
Source: RefSeq, a predicted model, not a curated record